Ostrinia furnacalis (Asian corn borer) is the source of this 999-nucleotide messenger RNA. RefSeq lists its product as uncharacterized. NCBI's taxonomy places the organism in Eukaryota, Metazoa, Arthropoda, Insecta, Lepidoptera, Crambidae. The record is from RefSeq and is a predicted model, not a curated record. Bases 1 to 999 code for a protein of 332 amino acids. Gene Ontology annotation, molecular function: zinc ion binding. The transcript has 2 exons.
AUGGAAGUGAAUAAUGAUAUUCCCGCGUACCGUUCGGAUAGUGAUGAAUCCGUAGAAGAAACGGUUUUAAAGAAGAAAAGAGGUUGUCAUUCUCUACAACCUUCAGUGUUAAUUUGCGAUGCAGCUAAAGCCAUCCAGAAUGCUUUUACCAAUGUGUUUGGUUCUGAAACUAUAAUCAGGAUGUGUUGGGCUCAUGCGAAAAAAAACAUAAAAACAAAAUUGGAACAAACAGUAGACAAGAAGAAACAGAAUGAUAUACUAGAGGAUAUAGAAUGUUUACAGGCUGCUACUUCUUCCCAAGACUUUGAUAUAGCUUCAGAACUAUUUAUAAAAAAAUGGGAAAACGAGAGAGUAUUCAUUGCUUACUUUAAAGAAGAGUGGUUACUUAAAAACCGUCAUUGGUAUUUAGGUGCAUCGCCUGGUUCUCCAGCCACGAAUAACGCACUGGAAGCCACCAAUAAAGUAAUCAAAGAUACGCAUACGUUGCGAGAACGGAUACCACUAUCGAGAUUUCUGAUUGUUGCUACAACCAUAGUGACUGAAUGGUCACAAAAUAAAGGAAUCGAUUCUUUUGCGACAAGCUAUUCGGUUAAACUUCCAGACUGGACACAGGCUUAUCAGUGGGUUAAGAUGGAUAUAAAAGUGACCAUUUUACAGUCAGAUACUGAUACAAAGACAUAUUUGAUACAAAGUACAAAUAAAAACACGCAAAAACAUAAAUAUGCGUUUAUCGAACGUACAUGGAAAACAUUUGAUCAAUAUAAACAGAUUUAUUUUUCACACUGGAAACUAAUAAUGCCAAAAAAUAGUAAUAUGUGGGCUGACAGCAAAUGUAGUUGCCCGAAAUUUGCAAAAAAAUAUAUGUGUAAACAUGUUAUAGGGCUUGCAAUUCGUCUGAAAUUCGUAACUGUGCCACUGGAGGCCAAAAACAUUCAAAUAGGUCAAAAAAGAAAACGAGGCCGACCAACAAAAGCAAAACGUGCAUUGAUUAUUCAAUAA